Trypanosoma grayi is the source of this 2379-nucleotide messenger RNA. RefSeq lists its product as hypothetical. Gene Ontology annotation, cellular component: nucleus. The record is from RefSeq and is a predicted model, not a curated record. The transcript has a single exon. The coding region runs from base 1 to 2379 and encodes 792 amino acids. NCBI's taxonomy places the organism in Eukaryota, Euglenozoa, Kinetoplastea, Trypanosomatida, Trypanosomatidae.
AUGGCGCUGCGGCCGUCAAUUCAUGCCUGCUCUGUGUGGCCCGUUGGCAUCGACUUCGAUAUUCUGCGAGCUUACACCGCCGGAUACACUGUGGAGGAGACUGUGAUGUACAUGAUGCAGAUUAACGCAGCAGAGUCGCGUGACCGAAGCAAAAAGAAUUCUGUUAGCCACUCUGUGGCACAUUUGCACAACAGUCCACGCGGCAGGAGUUUUGAGUGCCCGCGACAUUUAGAGGAUGAAAUGCCGUUGAGUAGCAGCGUCCCUGUGAUUGGCGACAACGUUGCUCCUGAAACGACGACGACGACAACGACAAGGAUGCCUAUGGAGACGACAGUGAUGGCUACCGCUGCUGAUCCUCCUCCUCCUCCUCCUACUACUACUACUACUACUACUGCUACUAUUAGUACUACUGUGGUGGGGGGAAAGCAGGGAGAAGAGACGGUGGAGAAGAGCACAAGUGAGACUGGCACUGGUGACGAUGUGAAAGGGGUUCUGCUGGCGUUGCACAACCGCAGCUUUCCCCUCAGUGGCUCCAAUCUCGCAUUUCAUCACGAGCUGCUGCAAAAUGUGUCGGAUGCGAUGACCGCUACAAGUUACUUUCUUCAUGAAGAUGUGGCAGAGCAGUUCAACCUCAUCGAAAUGCUGCGGGAGAACUAUUUGUCAACACCGUACGCCUUCCUUUCCAGCUAUUCGAUUCCAAUGACACUGAGGGACCGACGGCGUGUGGUGGAGGUGUUCUACAGUGUCGAUGACGAAGUGCUGAAAUUCUUCUUUGGCGAGCGCAUGCACAAGUUUGAGGUCGACGGCGAGUCGGAGGGCCGCUUUUUCUGCAGCGCUGGCGGCAAGCGCGGCAAUGGGCUGCGCAAACUUACACGGGCAGGACUGCUGGAGGGGUCGCUGCGGCGGCAGUGGGAGAACCUCAAGUGGGUGAGUACCUUUCUCGUCUCCGCCUAUCGUGGGCGCGAUGGGAUACUGAUUCCGUGCACCACGCCACUCCCCACGGCGCUGCGGCAGUGUUUCGCCCUGCGUGGGUCCCUCGGUGUGCUGUACGCCACUUUUGUGUUUGGUUUUGAGCACCGGCUGACGGGCCGCUGUUGGGAGAACCUUUCAUAUGCGGAUUGCACCUCCGUCUGCCACGUGCUCGCCUCUCUGUGGUGUGACGACUCAGAGCUGAUGCUGCGCGAGGAUUUCUGCGGCGCAUGCGCCCGUAUCGCCCGUCUCCUUGAUGAGAACCGUGUGGUGGCGGAGAUGCACCAGAUGGCCUUUGCUGAGGCGAUGCGUCCACGGUGGCAGGUGCAAUUAAACGAGGUGCAGCGCGCAAUUUCCACAAACACGGGCGUCGGCACAAGUGGCGGCCCACACGCUGCGAGUUUGGCCAGUGCGGCGCAGCCGUCACCAACGACAAAUGUCCCACCGGCACUGUUGCCACGCAACACGAGUACACUACCGUUAGAUGCGGAGACACAGUCCACUUUACCACAAGUAGCAACAGGAUCAAAGACACAGCGUGUUUCUGCAGGGCCCUGCAAGGCACCAUCAGCACUGCAGGCGACGGCACAAACGAGUGCUGUGACACCAUCUAGUUACCACGCAGGUAGUAGUAACAACAACAUCACAGGUAUUCCCAUCACAGGGAGUACACAGGCACUUACUACGCAUAAUCCACACCUCUCAGCUAACGGUGCCUUUUCGAGGCGGUUUCUUCUUGAGUUUCCCUUCAUCAUCAAGUGCUUGGUCCGGAUGACAACAAUUAUCGGUAACACUGGGUCUCUGCAGGAGGCAUUGGAGAUGUUCUACACGCGUGUAUAUCUCUUUCUCGAGAACUUGGGUUACCGCUCAAUGCAUGCACAGAAUAUCGAUGCCAACAGUCCACGUAUGGAGCUCCAUUCUCCGUUUACAGACUCUGCAGGGGAGCUGGAUGGUGGAAGAAGCACCAGUGAAUUAAAGGCCAGUGUCUCAGCAGUAGCCGCAGGGAUCGGUGAGGACGAGCGGGAUUCCUCUAGUAAUUUAGCAGGGACCAUUGUUUCCGAAAACGAGGAAAAGUCGUUGGGGCAGUCAAGUAUGGUGGUAAACGGCGUGGUAAACACUUCGCUCGUGGUCCCAACACUUGUGUGUGCAACUCGUCGUCAGUCGGUACCUGGGUCACCGCGUGUCUCGUCAUCGCAAAACCCCAGCACAUUCAACUUCACGAUAGGGUCUGUUAACAGGAAGGUUUAUCUGCGUGAACUUUGCAUGUUUCUGAGCUUGCUGCCGAACAUCUUUUGCAACCUCACAAUCCUUACAGAGGAGGACCACGCUGUGUGCGAUAGCGACUUUUCCAACUUCACUCUGGCGCUGAAGGUACUGGUACAGAUGCACUUGGCUUCCGAUGACCGUUAG